Molecule: messenger RNA, 5042 nt
Organism: Manis javanica (Malayan pangolin)
Lineage: Eukaryota; Metazoa; Chordata; Mammalia; Pholidota; Manidae
Gene: SARM1
Product: sterile alpha and TIR motif containing 1
Biological process (GO): response to axon injury; signal transduction; negative regulation of MyD88-independent toll-like receptor signaling pathway
Cellular component (GO): dendrite
Molecular function (GO): protein binding; NAD+ nucleosidase activity; signaling adaptor activity
Source: RefSeq, a predicted model, not a curated record
UCCUUGCCAAGCUCAGGAUCAUCUCAGAAAUGGAAUAGUACAUGGGUCUGGAGGGCAGAAAACAAGCCCACUCUGCCAUUCACAGGCCGUGUUGCCUUGAGGAAACUGCUUUACCUAGCUGCGUUUUCUUUUUGGUAAAAUGAGACUGAUAGUACUUGCCUUAUCAGGUGUUGUGAAAUGACAUGAGCUAAAGAAGACAAAAUGUCCAGUGCCUGGAGUAGCCCCAACUUCAUUUUCCAUAAAUGCUUAUUUAUCCAUGAUCUGUUUGAUCAGACACAUCCUUGGCUGGGUGGAUAACCCUCCAUUGUGUAUUUAGGGUAGGGUAAGUGGGGUAGGGAGAAUGCUGGUAAGCUCCUGGAGAUCUUUUUUUUUUUGUAAUCACAAAAACACAGUUUCCUUUCUGGAUUCAUCUCCUGGUGCAUUAAGUCUCCCCAAGCUGGUCUUCACAGUAUUGUAAAUUGGGUGACUAUUAACCUGUUGGACUGGAUUUGAUUCCUAAGUCUUCUGCUAAUUCACUGUUCCUGGGCAGAUGCUCCCUGUCCCCACCCUCAAUCUCCCCACGGCAACAACUGGCCUAGCUCCCCACACCUUUAGUCUGUCAUGAAAAGUAGGAUCCCUUUACUCAGAAGAUGCCCAGUGGCACAGAAUGCCUGAUUUUAGGCCCACUGUCAGGGGCCACAGACCACCUUUAAGUCCUCCCACCACCAAGAGGAAGUGAUCCUCAGAGUUUCCAGCUGACUUUUUCUGUUCUAUAGUUAGAGGGGAGUGUGAUUUUGGGCAAUCUCUUUGGGCCUCAGUCGGCUCAGCUGUUAAAUGGGAACACCAAUCUCUCUGUGGUAGGCAUGUUGUAAGGCUUAGUUGAGAAACAGGCAUACAGGGCCUCAAUAAUUGUACAGAAUUGUUCCUAUGAUUGAGCUAACCGCUAGCGGGGAGGGGGCACACUCAACGGUGUUUUAAACUUUAUUUUGCCCCGGGAUUUCCUCUCCCCGGACUUACACCCUCACAUGCUAGCGUCACGGGGAAAACCGAGGCAGUCCUUCCCCACCCCCUCCCGCGCAUCCAGCGGCGGGGGAUGCGACUAGAGGGCUAGUGUGAGCCUGGCCUGAGUGUGAGCGCGGCUGGGGAAGGCUGAGCAGGCGGCAGGGGCGGAGCCCCGCUCCCUGUCCGCGGCUUCUCACGGGCGGGGCUGCUGCAGAGAAUCUCAGCUAGCAGAGCCCGAGCUGGAGCAGCGCUUUGUUCUGCUUGCUGCCUCCUAGGCCCGCCGGCGUCUGGGCCCAUCCCUCACCUGCCAGCUCCUUCCACCCGCCCAUCCUCCGACAUCUGGACCUGCAUCCCCUUCUCCAACCGCUUCGUCCCAGAUCCUGCCCUCAACCCUUCCCCACACUUCUCGUUAGGGCCAUUGCCUGGUACCCUUCUAUCCAUCCUUCCCUCCUCCAUCUCCUUACCUAGGGCCCCUCUCGCGGACUCCCUUUUCCCAAGGUCCGGGUCACCCUGCCCGGCCCCGCCCCUCCAGGCCGGGGAUGUUCCCCGCGGCCCGGCGCCCAUGGUCCUGACGCUGCUCCUCUCCGCUUACAAGCUGUGCCGCUUCUUCGCCAUGUCUGGCCCACGGCCGGGCGCCGAGCGGCUAGCGGUGACAGGUCCUAACGGAGGCGGAGGCGCCGGCCCGUGGUGGGCUGCGGGCAGCCGCGGGCCCCGGGAGGUGUCUCCCGGGGUGAACACCGAGGUGCAGGGCGCCCUGGAGCGUGCGCUACCGGACCUGCAGCAGGCACUGUCGGAGCUGAAGCAGGCGGGCGGCACGCGGGCCGUGGGCGCCGGCCUAGCCGACGUUUUCCAGCUAGUGGAGGAGGCCUGGCUGCUGCCGGCCGUAGGCCGCGAGGUCGCCCAGGGUCUAUGCGACGCUAUCCGCCUGGACGGCGGUCUCGACCUGCUGUUGCGGCUGCUGCAGGCGCCGGAGCUGGAGACGCGCGUGCAGGCCGCGCGCCUGCUGGAGCAGAUCCUGGUGGCUGAGAACCGGGACCGCGUGGCGCGUAUUGGGCUGGGCGUGAUCCUGAACUUGGCCAAGGAGCGAGAGCCUGUGGAGCUUGCGCGCAGCGUGGCAGGCAUCUUGGAGCACAUGUUCAAGCACUCAGAGGAGACGUGCCAGCGGCUAGUGGCGGCGGGCGGCCUGGACGCGGUGCUGUACUGGUGCCGCCGCACGGACUCGGCGCUGCUUCGUCACUGUGCGUUGGCGCUGGCCAACUGCGCGCUGCACGGGGGCCAGGCGGCGCAGCGGCGCAUGGUGGAGAAGCGCGCCGCCGAGUGGCUCUUCCCGCUCGCCUUCUCCAAAGACGACGAGCUGCUGCGGCUGCACGCAUGCCUCGCCGUGGCGGUGCUGGCAACCAACAAGGAGGUGGAGCGCGAGGUGGAGCGCUCGGGCACGCUGGCGCUCGUGGAGCCGCUCGUGGCCUCGCUGGAUCCCGGCCGCUUCGCCCGCUGCCUAGUAGAUGCCAGCGACACAAGCCAGGGUCGCGGGCCCGACGACCUGCAGCGCCUCGUGCCGCUGCUGGACUCGUCGCGCCUAGAGGCUCAGUGCAUAGGGGCUUUCUAUCUCUGUGCCGAGGCUGCCAUCAAGAGCCUGCAGGGCAAGACCAAGGUAUUCAGCGACAUUGGCGCCAUCCAGAGCCUGAAACGCCUGGUUUCCUACUCCACUAAUGGCACCACGUCGGCGCUGGCCAAGCGCGCGCUGCGUCUGCUGGGCGAGGAGGUGCCGCGGCCUAUCCUGCCCUGCGUAGCCAGCUGGAAGGAGGCUGAGGUCCAGACGUGGCUGCAACAGAUCGGGUUCUCCCAGUACUGCGAGCGCUUUAGGGAGCAGCAGGUAGAUGGCGACCUGCUUCUGCGUCUCACGGAAGAGGAACUCCAGACCGAUCUAGGCAUGAAAUCGGGCAUCAUCCGAAAAAGAUUCUUUAGGGAGCUCACGGAACUCAAGACCUUCGCCAACUACGCUACGUGCGACCGCAGCAACCUGGCUGACUGGCUGGGCAGCCUGGACCCGCGCUUCCGCCAGUACACAUAUGGCCUGGUCAGCUGCGGCCUGGACCGCUCCUUGCUGCACCGCGUGUCCGAGCAGCAGCUCCUGGAGGACUGUGGCAUCCACCUGGGUGUGCACCGUGCCCGCAUCAUCACGGCUGCCAGAGAAAUGCUACACUCCCCACUUCCCUGCACUGCCUGCAAACCUAGUGGGGACACCCCAGAUGUCUUCAUCAGCUACCGCCGGAACUCAGGCUCCCAGCUGGCCAGCCUCCUGAAGGUACACCUGCAGCUGCACGGCUUCAGUGUCUUCAUUGAUGUGGAGAAGCUGGAAGCAGGCAAGUUUGAGGACAAGCUCAUCCAGAGUGUCAUGGGUGCCCGAAACUUCGUGCUGGUGCUGUCAGCUGGGGCACUGGACAAAUGCAUGCAGGACCGCGACUGCAAAGACUGGGUACACAAGUGCAUGACACACAGUAGAAACUCUUUGAAUAUUUGCAGAAUGGAUAGAUGGAUAGAUGGAUGGAUCCGUAUCACAUGUGCAAGUUAUUAAUCACUAAUCUGUGAGUAGGAAUUGGGGCUAGGGCUGAGGAAUGCAAUAGUUAUCUGACAUGGGCCCUUAUCCUUAAGCAGCUAAGGAGACAAGAAUAUGCCCAGAAUAACUAGAUCAUAUAUAAGUUGGGGUCAAUGCUGAGCUAAAUGAGCCUCUUACUUGCCAUAGAGGUACGGAGAAGAAAGAAAACACUGAGGUCUAGAAUAAUCUGGAAAGGCUUCAUGGAGGAAGCAAAAUGUGAGAAGUGUCUUAAGAAUUUAGGUAAGUGGAAGGGAAGGCAUCCCAGGCAGGGGAAACAGCAAGAGCAAAGAACAAAAAUAGGGCUAAGAAGGGUGCCAAACACCUACACGAAUCACCGGUAUUGCUUUCUCCAUCUUACAGAUGAAGAAACUGAGGCUCGGAGAAGUAGAGUACUUUUUUCCCAUGGCCACACUGGUGUAGAAAUCAGAAAAGCUGGGCUUUGAACUCCAUCCAUCUGACCCACAGCCCCUGAUCUUUCCCAGGACCUGACUGUGUUCCAUGGCACAGAUCGGAGUGGUAUGAGGAGAGGUAGUGGGAUAGGGCUGGAGUCAGCUGACACAGAGAUGACUGUAUCUCUUCCCAACUCUACAUUCAGUGACAUCAUAUUGCUAGCUUGAAAUCAACCAUGGUGAGAGUAUUUACACUACAGAAAUCGGUAGAUCCUUCAAAUCAGGGUUUUAUUUGUUCAUUUGGCUGCAAACCUAGCGGGGUUUUUUUUUUUUGCCCCCUGGCAAGCUGGUUGUUAAGUAUUUAUCAGCAUACCACUGACUGUAAGAACUAUGGAACCAGGUUGUGUCUAAAGGCUGGGAGAAGACCUAUACUUAUAACACUGGGAAAAGGGACCCCAUGAGGGCAAUGAUGCCAGAACAGUGGGCUUUAGGGAGAAAUUCUGACACUAUAGAACAGUGGAGAUUGACAGUGGAGAAGAGGGUGUGUUCAUGGCUGAGUACUGGGCUUGGUUUGGGGAGGAGGUGCUAGGCCAAAGAAACACCCUGGAGGAUUAUGACUGAUGGCCUAGAGCAGGUGCAGGUGUCCUUCUGAGAGAAAGAGAGGAGUGUCUGUGAAUUCCAUGAGAGCGCAGACCUGGCCUUGUUCACUUUAUCUCUGAUGUCUAAAAUCAUGCAAGGUACAAAGUAGGCUCUGAAGAGUUUAUAGAAUAAUUGAAUGAAUGACUAAACAGAUGAGUGAUUCUGGAAGCUGAGAUAACUAGGGAAAGUGAACAUUUCCACUAGGUUUACCAGGUCAGACAACUUAACUCUAGUUAAGUUUUCAUUCUAAACCAGCUAGGUGAUAUUGAACAAGCCAUUACUCCUCUCCAGGCCAGAUUCUGAAAUGGAUUUGGUGCUAAGUAAUUAUUGAUGAAGCAAAUGAAUCUGAAACAAAUGUCUAAAGGUUCCUGAAUGCAUUUCUGCAGGAUCAUAAUUCAUCCAAAUUCUCAGCAGAGAGGCAGAGGGCUUAGUUGAAA